Penicillium verrucosum is the source of this 747-nucleotide messenger RNA. RefSeq lists its product as uncharacterized. The record is from RefSeq and is a predicted model, not a curated record. The transcript is spliced from 2 exons. Lineage: Eukaryota; Fungi; Ascomycota; Eurotiomycetes; Eurotiales; Aspergillaceae. The coding region runs from base 1 to 747 and encodes 248 amino acids.
AUGUCUGAGGAGGAAAUGCGAGCUGGCUGGGCGAUCCGCCGGUGGCGCCCAGAUAGUCAAGAAUGCCCUGAUGGAGAAUUUGGUGACAAGACAUGGGGCGAUUGGUUUGGAUGCUGUCCAGAGGAAACAUCGGCGAACCAAACUGGGGGUAAUACACAGUGCGAUCGUGGCAAUAUAAUGGGCGACUCCACGCCAAAAGAUCAGUGUGCCAACUCAACAUGGACCCUUUGGUACCAUAAAGGAUACUUCUGCUGCGAUAGCGAAGGUGACGACCGGGGCUACUUCUAUCCGGACGAUUCUGUCGGCUGUGCGAACAAUUCCUGGAUCAACGACGCUCCGAGCGACGUGUCGAGAGCGGGUUCGCGUCCCAACCCUCCCCCCGCGAGCUCGGCAACAGCCUCUUCAACUCCAACUCCAACUCCAACUUCGACAACCUCUUCAACCCCAAUCCCAACUUCAACUUCAACAAACAAAGGUGCUAUUGCAGGCGGUAUAGUUGGAGGAGUUUGCGGAGCACUCCUAAUCGUGGGGCUAAUAUGGCUUUUAUGCCGUCGCCGCCGCCCAAAAACGCUCAAGACCGACGAGGCAGCCCCGGUGACUUCAAACAGCCCUUUGCAACAAGACACUCGUCACAUGGGAUUUCCGAAUGAGCUAGAGGAUACCAACCGCGAACCGUCGGAAAUGGACAGUUCCCGUGAGCUCAAGGAAUUACCACCUGCAUUGCAACCACGUUCGGAGCUUCCUUAA